AUGCAAGUUGCCGCUCCUGGAUAUAUGCUUUUUCAAAAGGACAGUGACUCUUGCCAUCCCCAAUUACAUGCACGACGCCAUAUCCCUGUUACUUUCAAGCAUCUCGAUUCUUGCUUCGUUGAAGUUGAUACAAGUUGAUAUUAGAUGUAAACUUGCGUCACCCUCGGACUUUCUAGACGUGUCUAAUUCCGUCCAAUCUCUACCUACCUGUGUAACUGUGUUACCCAACUUGGGUAACCCAAAUACCUCGAAUUGGAAUUCGCUCACGCACCGACCAAUUCUAGCCCAGAAGAUGGAGAAUAUAAGCGAAAACAUGCACGAAGUUAUAUGGGCAUACUUAUUUGUGGUACAUCGCGAGCCAGUAACAAUAGAUGACUUACGCACUCAGUGAUCCCCAGAACCGCGUCUCCCGAGAGGUUUCCAUACCAAGAAACCUUCCAUCAAGCUGAAUGCAAUAUGUUACACUUAUUCGGCCGAAGUUGUUCGAGAUUGGGAAGGUAGGUAACCACUGAAAGGCCCCAAGAUAUCGCACUAAGAGACUUGGAGUCACAACUAUCUACUUACUUAGUAAAGAAGCUC
Molecule: messenger RNA, 579 nt
Organism: Hypoxylon fragiforme
Lineage: Eukaryota; Fungi; Ascomycota; Sordariomycetes; Xylariales; Hypoxylaceae
Exons: 4
Coding region: 68-391 (107 amino acids)
Source: RefSeq, a predicted model, not a curated record